CUACACGUUUGUCUUUUCAGUAACAAAUCAUAUAAAAAUCAAACGAGAGAAAAAAAAAUUCGAUUCUAGAAAGAAAAAAUGAAAGUAAGACUGAAGAUGAAGCGAGAACUUUCCGCCAUUGUUAUACAUGCAAUUCUCUAUAUUCUCUUCUUACUUCUUCUUCUUCUACCUUCUUGUUCCGCUCAUUUGAUUUCCGAUGAAUCGUUUGAUGUGCGUCAACAUCUAUCCACCGUUUCGAGAUAUGGAACUGUGAAAGAUAUUGUGGAUAAUUCAUUUGUUCCUGCGAAUAUACCCGAUACUUGUACGCCUAUUCAUCUAAAUCUUGUGGCAAGGCAUGGAACCAGAGCCCCUACUAAGAAGCGAAUGAGGGAAAUGGAGAGGCUAGCCUCAUCAUUGCAAGCACUCAUAGCAGAUGCAACAGAACGGCAGUUGUCUUUGGAUAACGUUCCUGCUUGGUUAUUUGGAUGGACAUCUCCGUGGAAAGGCAAGGUGAAGGGUGGAGAAUUGGUUGUCAAAGGAGAAGAGGAACUCUAUGAUCUUGGAAUCAGGAUUCGAGAAAAAUAUCCAAAUCUGUUAAAUUAUGAAUAUCACCCUGAUGUAUAUACAAUUAAAGCAACUCAGGUACCUCGAGCUUCUGCUAGUGCUGUGGCUUUUGCAAUGGGACUGUUCAGUGGCAGGGGAAACCUUGGGCCAGGGAAUCAUCGGGCUUUUGCUGUCAGCACCGAAAGUCGUGCAAGUGACUUGUUGCUGAGGUUUUUUGACACCUGCCAAAGUUAUAAGAACUACAGGAUAAAUGAGGAACCUGCAGUUGAAAAGCUCAAGGAACCUGUUCUUGAUGAAAUAACUAGUACUUUUUCUGUACGCUAUGGAUUGAAUUUCACUAGACAAGAUGUCUCUUCUCUCUGGUUUUUAUGUAAGCAGGAAGCAUCUUUACUAGACAUAACUAAUCAAGCUUGUGGUCUUUUUAAUCCGACUGAGAUUGCUUUGCUGGAGUGGACAGAUGAUCUGGAGGGGUUCAUAUUAAAAGGAUACGGAAAUUCCGUGAACUAUCGGAUGGGAUUGCCUUUGUUAAAAGAUGUUGUGGAGUCCAUGGAUCUUGCUAUUAAAGCCAAUAAAGAAGCACUGCCUGAUGGGAGUUACGAGAAGGCAAGGCUUCGAUUUGCUCAUGCCGAGACUGUUGUCCCUUUUUCUUGUCUGCUUGGUCUCUUUCUUGAAGAAUCCGACUAUAAUCUCAUCCUAAAGGAAAAAUCAAUGCCGCUCCCUCCAAAGCCUCCCCAAAGACGAACUUGGAGAGGCAGUGUCGUUGCGCCAUUUGCAGGGAAUAACAUGCUUGUACUGUAUAGCUGUCCAGCCAGUAGAGCAAACUCCAGCAAUUAUUUUGUUCAUGUACUUCAUAACGAGCAUCCAAUACCUUUACCGGGCUGUGGCAACUCUGACUUUUGUCCAUUCGAAGUUUUCAAGGAAAGGAUAUUUGAACCUCAUUUGAAACAUGAUUAUCAUGCUAUCUGCACAGUGAAGGAUGCAGUGGUGGAACCUGCUCCCAGUAAGUUGUCAUCUUUGUUUGGUUGGCUUUUCUCUCAGAAGAGUGAUGGAAAGGAGUCACAGAAUGUUGAUUUAUAGUGGCUAAACAAAUGGGGUUUACUCUUUUUGUCCCAAACAUCCAUUCCGAGAAAGUCGCCAAUUGCCAGAUCUGUGUAGUGAAGUACUGUUUUGGUUGACUGUUGUGGGCAUCUGCAUUGUUUUUACAAACUCGAUGUGGAACUACACUUUGAUUAAAAAACUUGAAUGCUCAUCACUGACAUAGAAGAGUCUAAUUGAAUCUGAAUCUGCGACUCUAAAAUUGAAUUGUAAGCAAGUGUGUGGCGUUGGUAAAUGAGAAUCAGACAAUGCUCAUGGUUCUCUUUUGAGUUGUAUUGUGAUCUUAAUCUUAUGCCCAUAUGCAAGGAUUGAAUGUUACAUGCACAUGUAACUAAUAUCUUAUUAUCAAGUGAUUAUUUUUUAGAUGAGGUUUUAUUUUCUAUCAA
Messenger RNA from Amaranthus tricolor (Joseph's coat), 2024 nucleotides. RefSeq lists its product as uncharacterized. Gene Ontology annotation, molecular function: acid phosphatase activity; inositol phosphate phosphatase activity. NCBI's taxonomy places the organism in Eukaryota, Viridiplantae, Streptophyta, Magnoliopsida, Caryophyllales, Amaranthaceae. The record is from RefSeq and is a predicted model, not a curated record. The coding region runs from base 79 to 1620 and encodes 513 amino acids. The transcript has 11 exons.